Suillus discolor is the source of this 948-nucleotide messenger RNA. RefSeq lists its product as uncharacterized. NCBI's taxonomy places the organism in Eukaryota, Fungi, Basidiomycota, Agaricomycetes, Boletales, Suillaceae. The transcript has 13 exons. The coding region runs from base 1 to 948 and encodes 315 amino acids. The record is from RefSeq and is a predicted model, not a curated record.
AUGACCUACGUCUCAAAUGAUCCCAGUUGGUGGCAGUAUAUCAAUUUGGAUAUUUUUGUCAGCUAUUGGACAGUUGCCGUGGGCGUCGUGGUGGUAUACGAUUGGGUCCUAACAUUCGGACAAGAGAUUGAACUCAUCUGGAGACAACGCUGGUCUCUCAUGACCGUGCUGUAUUUGAUUGUUCAUACGCUAUAUUGGAAUACCAUAUUCUGUUGUCCAUCUUCUGGAAUAUGUGCCAUCGGUAUCGCUGACAGAUGCAGCACUAUCACGUACUCCGCAGUAAGUGGGACAAAUGUGGCCUUGACUGCUAUGUUGGGCGUCAUCAUGAUUGCUCGGUUGCAUGCCAUGUAUCAGGGAUCUAGAAUGAUGCUUAUGUUCCUUGUUAUUAUUUUCCUGGCUGUAAACAUCGCCUGCGGAGUAAUGGCAGCAAUAGGACUCAACGAUACUGUACUGGAUGAGUUCAUACUCUCUGGCAUAUAUAUGUGCGGUUAUGUAUAUGGAGAGAACGACCAGCUUUUUAUUUCGAUCAUUUGGAUGCUCAACACUGUUUGGGAGGUCCUCGCAUUGUGUCUUUCAGUUUGGGUUGCUGUGAAACACUUCCGUGAACUGCGACAACUCGGCCCAUCGACAGGAUCGACCAUCGGGGACUGUUUCAGAGUACUGAUACAAUCUCACGUUCUUUAUUUUGCAAGCUUUGUUGGUGUCUCUUGCAUCCAGCUUGCUUAUCUCUCUCCAGAAAUCGCGGAUUCGAAUUCCAUUGGAGCUCAAAUACUCCUUGCUUCUCUUCAAAUUUUAUUGGUCAUGCAGAUGUUUGUACUAGGACCACGCCUCAUCCUUAGCGUUCGAGAAUGCAGCGCGGAACUCGUGGCAUACUCCGAUGCAGAAACUAGCAUGAAUUCGAUUGUUUUCCAGGAGCAUGUAUAUGUAUCAACUAGCAGUACUGUGUAG